CCAGGCCCUCGCCGCCAAUGCCGCAGCAGGGUUCGCUGUGUCUGAGCCUCAGGUGGCCAUGUUCUGCGGGAAAUUAAACAUGCACUUCAACGUUCAAAUCAGCAAAUGGGAACCAGAUCCCUCUGGGAGCAAAAGCUGCUUCCAAAAGGAGGAAGAGAUUCUGGAAUACUGCCAAGAGGUGUACCCGGACUUUAAGAUCACCAAUGUGGUGGAAGCCAAUGAGCCAGUCAGCAUUGAUAACUGGUGCAAGAAGGGGAAGAAGAAUUGCAAAGGCCACAGCCAUAUUGUAGUGCCCUACAAGUGUCUAGUGGGUGACUUUGUAAGCGAUGUACUUCUGGUUCCUGAGAAGUGCAAGUUCUUCCACAAGGAGCAGAUGGACCUGUGUGAGAAGGAACAAUACUGGCAGAACGUGGCUCGAAAGGCCUGUGUGACUGAGGUCAUGCUCCUCCAUAGUUAUGGGAUGCUGCUUCCAUGUGGUGCUGGCCAGUUCCGUGGCACAGAGUAUGUCUGCUGUCCCCAUGUCAAGAAACUAGCAGAGCCUUUGUCUAAAGAAGAGGAGGAUGAGGAGGAGGAAGAGGAAGACGAGGAUGAUUAUGACGCUUACAAGAGUGAAUUCCCAACCGAAGCUGACGUGGAAGACUUUACAGUCGCAGUGGAGGAUGAGGAAGAAGAGGUAGAGAAUGAAGAUGAUGCUGUAACAGAUCGUGAUUAUUAUUAUGACAAUUACAAGGAUGAGGACGAAUAUAACGAUGAGACACCCACAGAGGUCACCAAUGGCCGGACAUUGUCUGAUAAAGAGAUCAUUACAGAUGUGAAAGCUGUCUGCUCUCAAGAAGCCGCAACUGGGCCCUGCCGCGCCAUGUUUCCACGCUGGUACUUCAACCCUGAACAGAAAAGGUGUGUCAAGUUUAUAUAUGGCGGCUGCGGUGGCAACAGGAACAAUUUUGAGACGGAGGAAUAUUGCAUGGCAGUUUGCAGAGUCAUGAUCCCUGCCACCUCUGCUCCACCUGAUGAUGUGGACAUCUAUCUAGAGACCCCAGCUGAUGACAAUGAGCACGCUCGCUUCCAGAAAGCCAAAGAGCAACUUGAGGUGCGACACCGCAACAGAAUGGACCGGGCCAAGAAAGAGUGGGAGGAAGCUGAACGCCAGGCCAAGAACAUGCCAAAAGCUGAAAAACAAACCCUGAUGCAGCAUUACCAGGCCACGGUGAAGGCCCUAGAGAAGGAGGCAGCACAUGAGAAGCAGCAGCUUGUGGAGACCCACUUAGAGCGUGUGGAGGCCAUGCUGAAUGAUAGACGCCGCAUUGCCCUGGAGAACUACCUGUCAGCCCUGCAGGCUGAGCCCCCUCGUCCUCACCGUAUCCUGCAGGCUUUGAAAAAGUAUGUUCGUGCAGAGAACAAGGACAGGCUGCACACCAUCCGCCAUUAUGAGCAUGUUCUGACCGUGGAUCCAGAGAAGGCGGCACAAAUGAAGUCGCAGGUGAUGACCCAUCUCCAUGUAAUUGAAGAGCGGAUGAACCAGAGUCUGUCCCUCCUCUACAAAGUGCCAUAUGUGGCCGAACAGAUCCAGGAUGAGAUUGAUGAACUCUUGCAAGAGCAGAAGGCAGACAUGGACCAGUUUACAUCCUCUUUCUCCGAGUCACAGGGUGACGUGCGGGUGAGCUCUGAGGAAAGCGAGGAAACUCCCGUGAGAGAAGGGAAACCGUACCGCCCUUUCCAGGUCAAAACAUUCCCAGCAAUCACUGAAUCUGAAGAAGCGUCACGGGACUCCUACCUGCCAGUCAGAAAAGGAUCUGGAAUGGCUGACAACAAGCCUCUGAUCGGAGCCGAAGAGAAAAUUCUCAACAGCAAGAGCAAAGCUGACAAGAAAGUGGUGAUCGAUGAGACCCUGGAUGUUAAGGAAAUGAUCUUCAAUGCUGAGAGGGUCAGCGGGUUGGCAGACGAGCCGGAGACAGAGAGUUUGCGUAACGAAUUCAGCUUCAGCAGCAGCACUUUGAUUGGACUCCUGGUCAUCGCUGUGGCAAUUGCCACCAUCAUCGUCAUCAGCCUGGUCCUGCUGAGGAAGAGACAGUAUGGCACCAUCAGCCAUGGUAUUGUGGAGGUGGAUCCAAUGUUGACCCCAGAAGAACGCCACCUGAACAAGAUGCAGAACCACGGCUAUGAAAACCCAACAUACAAAUAUCUGGAGCAAAUGCAGAUCUGA
Staurois parvus is the source of this 2203-nucleotide messenger RNA. NCBI's taxonomy places the organism in Eukaryota, Metazoa, Chordata, Amphibia, Anura, Ranidae. The record is from the annotation of a GenBank genome assembly.